AUGGAGAUCUACGAUGAACCGGAAACCACUAAGGGGUCAAAGAAGAAUUCACAGUCUCUUGCUAUGAAGUCCCCAAUUAAAGGGUCUCCUAAUGCUUCCUCACUACCAACUGAGAAAGCAAACAGUGUACAAGAUAGCAAUGGACCUUUAGUUUCUAAUGCUGCGAAAGAGGAAAUAGUUGUACAAGCACCAGAAAUCAAGUAUGAAGAUGAAAUUGACAAACUGUUGGAUGAACUUAGCCCAAGAUACACUGACUGGCCUGGAUCCGACCCGUUACCAGUAGAUGCAAAUUUACUUCCUGCAACCGUGCCAAGUUACAAGCCCCCUUUCAGAGUUCUGCCAUAUGGUGCCCGGCCAUCUCUUAGCCGAAUGGACACUACCAAUUUACGCCGUCUUGCCCGGGGACUGCCUCCUCACUUUGCUCUCGGACGAAGCAGACAACUCCAAGGCUUAGCUAAUGCUAUGGUAAAGUUGUGGGAGAAAAGUUCUAUUGCUAAAGUUGCUUUGAAGAGAGGAGUACAGCUUACCACCAGUGAGAGGAUGGCUGAAGAUAUUAAAAAAUUAACAGGUGGCGUGAUGCUUUCAAGGAACAAUGAAUUUAUAGUCUUCUACAGAGGGAAGGAUUUCUUGUCCUCAGAACUUGCAGAGGUGCUGCUAGAGAGGGAAAGAUUAGCAAAGUCACUUCAAGAUGAAGAGGAAGCACGGCGAAAGGCAGCGUCUUAUUUUUCUUCAAGUGCUGAGACAUAUGUACAGCCUACUGUAGCUGGUACUCUAGGAGAGACUCUAGAGGCUAAUUCUAAAUAUGGAACUAAACUUGAUGAGAAUCAUGCGGACAAAAUGACAAGAACUGUUGAAGCUGCAAGACAUGCUGACCUCGUAAGAAAGCUAGAGUGGAAGCUCUCACUUGCACAGAAAAAGAUGGAGAAAGCUGAAAGGGUACUAGGAAAGGUUGAGACAGCCCUGAGGCUAACUGAAGAUUCCAGACCUGAAACAAUAACAGAUGAAGAGAGGUUCAUGUUUCGGAAACUUGGUCUAAGGAUGAACGCAUUUCUGCUCCUCGGCAGAAGAGGAGUUUUUGACGGCACAAUUGAGAACAUGCACUUGCACUGGAAAUACAGGGAGCUGGUGAAGAUACUAGUGAAAGCGAAGUCUUUUGUAGACGUGAAGAGGAUAGCACUAUCACUUGAAGCCGAGAGCGGGGGAAUUCUAGUUUCAGUUGACAAAGUCUCCAAAGGCUACGCCAUUGUUGUGUUCCGAGGGAAGAACUACCGGCGCCCUUCUUCGCUCAGACCUAGAAAUCUCUUGUCAAAGCGGAAGGCUUUGGCCAGAUCCAUCGAGCUUCAGAGACAUCAGGCCCUGAGUCGUCAUUUUGCAAAGCUAAACAGAAAGGUGGAGCAGCUCAAAGCGGAAUUGGUCCAGAUGGAAGGCGUGAAGGAGGAGCUGUACGCCAAACUGGAUGCCGCGUAUUCGAGGGACGAGGAAGACAUGGAGGAUGAGGACGAUGAGGCCUACCUUAAGCGCUUCGACAAUGAGGUCGCCGGUGCUACCGCCGAGGAUGGCAGCGAGUCCGUGGACGACGAGGCCGAUUACCCUGACUCAGACGAUGAAGUUGGUGAUUACUCCGACGAAGAUGACGACGAGGCUUUCGGCUAUGACGACGACGAUGAGGCGGCUACCGCCGCUGACUUUCGCGCCGGCGAAGUAGGUUUCAGUUCUUCUGACAGAGGAAACCACGGGUUAGACGAAGGUGCUGGCUCGUGUGGGGAACGGGAUGGCAAAUGUAACGAGGCAAGUGACAGUGGGCAGCACUCGCACACCGAGCAGCCACCUGAGCUGGCGAGCUCCCGUACUGGCAGUGCUAGCUAG
Messenger RNA from Miscanthus lutarioriparius, 1866 nucleotides. The record is from the annotation of a GenBank genome assembly. Lineage: Eukaryota; Viridiplantae; Streptophyta; Magnoliopsida; Poales; Poaceae.